GGUACAUGGGUUCUUUAUCUGAGCUUCUAGCCAAAGAAGGAUUCACAUCCAAUCACAAAAAACUCAAAUUCAAUAGAACAGUUGCAGGUCAUGAUCAUGACUCCAUUACUUUGCCUAUUUACAUCUGCCGUGACCGUAAAAGCAUCGAUGCUCCAAAGAACAAGAAGAGUUCAUCGGUUGUUUCAUCCAAAGGAAGACGUUCCUCGCUUUCCAGGAGAUCAGAUGAACCCGCCAUUGAUGAAGUUGCUACCAAAGCUGUCAUCUCGAUUUUAAGUGGGUAUGCUGGUAAGUACUUGCGAGAUAAGGAUUUUCGCGAUUCCUUGAGGGAGAAGUGUUGUUCAUGCUUGGUGAGACGAAGCAAUGGAGUAUCGGAUAAUGGGGUUUUUGCAAAUAUGGAAUUGGGGAUCGAAAGUAUCGAGAAAUUGAUUGAUAGUCCAGGGACGAUGAAGGAAUUGAAGAUGAAAUCGUUGCGGAAUUCAAUUGGGUUUUUGACGAUCGUUGCAGAAUUGAAUUCACGAGAAUCGAAGAAUGGUACCACAUCUGGAACUCCCAAUUCGCAUCUAUCAGCUUGUGCUCAGCUUUACUUAUCGAUCGUUUACAAGCUCGAGAAGAACGAUAGAAUCUGUGCUCGCCAUGUCCUCCAAGUGUUUGUUGAUUCGCCUCAAUUAGCUCGAACCCAUUUGUUACCGGAUCUUUGGGACCAUUUCUUUCUUCCCCAUCUCCUCCAUCUCAAAAUUUGGUACAACAAACAAAUCGAAAAAAUUUCAGAUAACUCAAAGGAUCAAGAAGAACAGAUUAAACGUUUCAGCAAGGUUUAUGAAGAUCAUAUGGAUAUGGGUACAGUUCAAUUUGCUAUGUACUACAAAGAAUGGCUUAAAACUGGUGGUCAACCUCCUUCUACUCUUCCUUCUGUUCCUUUGCCUUCAAUUAAAUCACGAAGAAGAAGUAGUUCAUCUGUUUCGUUAACAUCGCGGUCAUCAAUCAAUAACUUUUUACACGGAGCUGUUUUUGGAGUUCCUGUUGAGAAACAGCCAUCAAUGGAGCUCGAUAAUCGAGCGAUAGAACAAAAGGAAGAUGAAGAAGAAGAAGAAUUGUUUUGUUUAGAUGAUCAUAAUACCAACCAGCAAAGAAAUCUUGAAAAUAGACUCACCAAUCUUCGAAAAUUUUCGAACUUAAAUUCAACCAAGUCCGAUUACACAUGGUUUCUUCCAUGUCAAAGCUUACAACCCAAACCCCCAUCGAUGAAAUCCUGUUUGAUCAUGCCUCCAUCAGAGCUAACCAGAGCCAUUUCCACCAUCAGCACCUCCGAAAACUUAACCGAAUGUGAAACAGCGGUUCGUAUCAUGACCAAAGCUUGGCUCAAUGAUCCAUUGGUCGAAAAAACAUUAUCCAAACCUUCAGUAAUCGAAGGACUGCUAGAAGUAUUGUUUGCUGCUAUCAAUGAAGAAAUCCAAGAACUCGUUAUCUCACUCUUAACUGAAUUCGUUACAAGAAACGAAGCAAAUGGCAAGAUCAUUCUGAGCUUAGAUCCGCAGCUCGAGGGCUUCACGACACUUAUGAGAAACAGCAGUUUGUUCUUGAAAGCAGCAUCUUUGCUCCAUUUGGUGAAACCGGAGGCCAAACAGAUGAUGUCAACAGAAUGGAUCCCGUUAGUGCUACGAGUUCUUGAAUUCGGUGAUCAAACACAAACUUUAUUUAGCGUUCGUUGCAGUCCUCAAAUCGCGGCAUAUUACUUUUUGGACCAACUUCUUACUGGGUUUGAUGAAGAUAGGAAUUUGGAGAAUGGGAGACAAGUGAUUUCACUUGGAGGGUUGAGUUUGCUGUUGAGAAGAAUGGUGAUUGGGGAUACUGUAGAAAAGACCAAAGCUGCAUCUGUUAUUUACUUGUGUAUUCAAGCCGAUGGGCGUUGUCGCCAUUACUUGGCGGAUAAUUUGAAUCCUGAGCUCAUUCUUUCACUCCUGGUCGAUGCCAGAGAGCUCGAUUCCGAUGAGAUCACGGUCGCUUUGCUGGUCGAGUUAUUCUGCCUCAACAGAUUGGAACAAAGAACCAAACUUUUCGACAAAUUAUCGAAAGGAUGGGAUUGCUUGAACACUCUGCAAAUCUUGUUAAUUUCUUUACAACGAGCCACACGAGAAAAACGCCCUUUGGUUGCAUCGAUAAUGUUUCAGCUUGAUCUUAUGGGAGAUCCUCUGAAAAGUAGCGUUUAUAGAGAAGAAUCGAUCGAAGCAAUAACGGAAGCCUUGGAUAGUCAAAUAUGUAAUGAAAAUGUCCAAAAAGAAGCAGCAAAAGCCUUGUUGAUAUUAGGAGGAAGGUAUGGUUACACAGGUACACCAGAAAUAGAGAAAUGGAUCUUGAAAGAAGCUGGCUAUGAUGAAAGCUUGGAGGGUGGCUUCCAUGGCAGAUACCAUGUUGCCAAAGGAUCCAAACACUUGAAUGAAGAGGAUGAGAUAGAGCACUGGCAAAGGAAAGCUGCAAUGGGGCUAUGGAUCAGUGGGGGCGAAAAACUUAUAGCGGCACUUGGCGAGUCGAUCGCUAACGGAAUCCCGUGUUUGGCACGAUCCAGCCUUGUGACAGUUGCAUGGAUGAGCAAAUUUGUACACACGGUUGGCGAUGGAGAUGUCCUAUGGAGCACCACAUUGUUAACGAUGGUUCGGCAGUUGAUAGAGUCCUUGAAUCGGACCAGCACGAUUGAAGAAAGAGUUCUUGCUUCAUUUUCAUUGCUAGCUCUUUCCAAGAGUUCAGGUUCGAUGUUCGAGCUCUCAGACGACGAAAAGAAAGCGAUGGUGGUUCAGCUUCGACACAUAUCAAAGGUGACAUGGACUGCAAAGAAACUAACUUCCAUCAUAGUAGGAAGUCCAACAACAAGAUAUUCAGGCCUUUAACAAAGGCUUGUUGGUUCAACCACCACCACUGAUUGCCGCCGCACCACCACGACGUCCAGUUGCUGUCGCUGCCCCACAACCGCCACCACCAUAACCUCAGUGUUACCCGGGAAAAAUACAUGAAGUUGGUUAGCAUAUGUGAGUGUACAAAAUGCUGUUUCCUCCAUUUCUAUCUCUUGUGGGAAAGAAAUAGUAUUGUUUAUAUAUCUAGUACUCCUGAAAAGCAACUAGAUGCAUACACCUUUCACAAUGUUAUUGGAAAUUAAAGGUUGUUUGGGAUAUAUAUAUAUAUAUUAUAUGUCCAAACAUUCUGUUGUUCCUAUUUAGCACUCUUUUUUUGACUAUU
Cynara cardunculus var. scolymus (artichoke) is the source of this 3228-nucleotide messenger RNA. RefSeq names its product putative E3 ubiquitin-protein ligase LIN-1. Bases 6 to 2882 code for a protein of 958 amino acids. The transcript has 7 exons. NCBI's taxonomy places the organism in Eukaryota, Viridiplantae, Streptophyta, Magnoliopsida, Asterales, Asteraceae. The record is from RefSeq and is a predicted model, not a curated record.